Molecule: messenger RNA, 3026 nt
Organism: Ectocarpus siliculosus
Lineage: Eukaryota; Phaeophyceae; Ectocarpales; Ectocarpaceae
Source: the annotation of a GenBank genome assembly
AUGCAAGCUGUUGCGGAAGCUGCCAAGCUCAAGGAUGCCGAGGCGGCUUCGGUGGGCGACUCUGUAGAGACCGGCACUCCGUCCGAGAACACGAACGGCAACAAGAACGGCAAGGAUAAGGGAGGAGGCGAUUGGGGAGGAGGCAAGAAGGGAAAGCGGGGCCGCAACAAGAAGCGGCCGAAGGACGACCGCCCCGCCCAAGCGGACACUCUCUGCCAGCACCUGUCUGAUGGGCGACCCUGCACCUACGGCGAGAGGUGUCGUUUCGCCCACGAUGUGAAGGCGUACCUUGAGAAGAAGCCCCCCGACAUCGCAGAGACUUGUCCGAUCUGGGAUGCUCGCGGGAGUUGCCCGUCGGGGCUAAAGUGCCGGUUCGGCGGCGCCCACACGGACCUGGAGACGCUCAAGCCGGUGGUCCGGGAGGGUGGUCCGGCCCCGUCCUCCUUCAACUACAUCAACGAUCUUUCCAGGGAUCUUCAGGGCAAGCUGCGGCGCAACCAGGUGCCGUUCGCGUGCGACCGCAAUGGCUGGCCGGCCUUCCUAGCCUCCCUGGACAAAGACUACGCGCCGCAGGCAUCGCAGCAACCCCCGUCGUCGGAUGCGCCUACCGCCGCCGCCACCGCCGCAAACGGCGUCACCGGUGACGGUCAGCAAACGACGGCCGCACCAGCAACGGCCGCGUCAGCGGCGGGGACCGGGGCGGCCGACAAGGGGGGGGGCGGGAUGGACAUCGAGGGUAGCGAUGGUGGUGGUGGUGGUGGUGGUGGUGGUGGCAGCCCGCCAGCAGCGAAGCGCGCUAAGGUGGAAGCUACCGCUGCCGAUGCUGCGGCUGGUGCCCCCGCCGCCGCCGCCGCCGACGCUGCCGACGCUGUGGGAGGUGGCGUUGAGGCGGCCGGGGCAGCGACUAGUGCGGACACUAGCACGCCCACCGUUGCCACUCCUGCUGGCGGCGCAUCCGCGAACGGCAAGGACAAGGGGGGGGGUCGGGGGGAAGGGGAGUGGGUGCGGUCUUGCCUGGAGGGGGCGGAGCCCAGGGCGCAGAAGCGGACAGUGGACUUUGAGGGCAAGGUGUACAUUGCGCCGCUGACAACGGUCGGAAACCUGCCUUUCAGGAGGGUCAUGAAGGACCAGGGAGCGGAUAUCACGUGCGGCGAGAUGGCCCUGUCCCACCACCUCCUCAAGGGCAACGGCAGCGAGUGGGCUCUCCUCCGACGCCACCCUUCCGAGGACGUCUUCGGGGUGCAGGUUGCCGGAGCCCACCCGGACCAGAUGACGAGGGUCGCCGAGCUCCUCGAAAAAAACGCAAAGAUGGACUUUGUGGACAUCAACAUGGGCUGUCCGAUAGACCUGGUCUGCGAUAAGGGCAUGGGCGCGGCUCUCAUGGGCCGAAGUCGGAAGCUCCGCGGCAUCAUUGCGGGCAUGUCUUCUCAGCUGACGUGCCCCCUGACGGUGAAGAUGAGGGUCGGCUGGGACGAAAAGAAGCCCAACGCGGACGUCGUUGUUCGAACGGUACAGCGGGAGGCGGACCGGUGCCGGAAGAGGGGGUUCCCGGGAUCGGUGGCGCGGGUCAUGAUCCACGGCCGCUCUCGCCUCCAGCGGUAUAGCAAGCUGGCUGACUGGGACUAUGUCCGUCAGGUGGCUGUGUCUCAAGACCCCGCUCUGAGGCCGCUACCGGUGAUCGGCAACGGCGACAUCUUGUCUUGGAGGGACCACGAGGAACGGCUGGAGCAGGCCAGGGAGCUGCAGUCGCAGCAGGGGGAGGGGGAAGGGAGCCAGUGGAGCACGUGCUGCAUGCUCGCUAGGGGUGCCUUGAUUAAGCCGUGGCUUCCGACCGAGGUGAAGGAGAAGAGGGACUGGGACAUCUCCUCCUCGGAGAGGCUUGACAUCUACAGGAAGUUUGUGAACUUUGGGCUUGAGUACUGGGGGUCCGACCAGAUGGGCGUGAACAAGACGAGGCGAUUCCUCCUGGAGUGGCUGUCGUUCACGUGCCGGUACAUCCCGGCUGGAGUGCUGGAGGUCCUCCCUCAAAGGAUCAACGAGAAGCCCCCUCCAUUCACUCCGAAUGGGCGGGAUGACCUGGAGAGUCUCAUGUGCAGCCUGAACCCUAAGGACUGGAUCAAGAUCUGCGAAAUGCUGCUAGGACCCACGCCGAAGGACUUCGAGUUCGAGCCCAAGCACAAGGCGAGUUCGUACGCGCCGCAAGCCGCCCAGGCGCCCGCCGCCGGUGUGUAGGCGUAUGCGCAGCGGGCUUCUGGUUUCACCUGGUCUGCAUCGCCGGCGUCAUGUGGCACGGCACUGGUGGUCGCCACCAUGUUGAGCGAGGAGGUUGGAGGCAUUGGUGACGGUUCGGGUUGGUGUUGCACCGAGCGGGCCCGCAGUCAAUCAAAUACAAGGCUCAAAUGUUCACGCAACACUGAGAUUAGAAAACACAGCUCAGCAGAGCAUUCAAAAUUAGACCCUAUGUUGGCCUGUGCUCGAUGGUGGUAAGACACUGAGCCUAGACCCGAAAUUUGCUUCAGGUUAUCCGGGCAUCUACUAUCACAUGUAUUUGUUUCCUCAAUUCGUUGACGCCGUUGGCACCCAUGUGGCAUGGGUAGUAGAGACUGCGAGUGAUCUCUCUGUGGCUGCCACAUUCCCAACACGUUUCGCGUCUGUUGGCGUCCUGGUUGUUGCGAUUCAGGGGUUGCGUUGUGGUAGACCAGCUGUUUGCUCUUCGCAGUAGACUUUGGAAAGGGGUGCGGGGAACACAGGUGGAUUCGCAGGCGGGUACGUACGCAAUACUGGCUUUCUGUUCCGAGGUUGUUUCUCGCGUGUCCGACGGGGGUUCGUCCGAGUUGUUCCGGCCUUUGAGGCGCCGUGCAGCCUGCUACAUAGCGCGUACGGCAGAGAUUGAGGCAACUUAUUUCGCUAUUUACUGGUAGUUCCAUGGAGACAACAAUAGUGCAGUGUCAUGGGUUGCGGCCAACGUUAGAGCGAGGGGGGGGUAAUGCGCGGCCGACGUUACCUUUUCUUUGUUUCAUUUCCGG